Molecule: messenger RNA, 3096 nt
Organism: Dreissena polymorpha
Lineage: Eukaryota; Metazoa; Mollusca; Bivalvia; Myida; Dreissenidae
Product: probable cytochrome P450 CYP44
Exons: 10
Coding region: 70-1599 (509 amino acids)
Molecular function (GO): oxidoreductase activity, acting on paired donors, with incorporation or reduction of molecular oxygen; iron ion binding; heme binding
Source: RefSeq, a predicted model, not a curated record
CGAUUUAGCUGUCAACUGUGAUAACAGCCAGCACGGAAGUCUAAAAUCACAUUGCGUUUUUAUUUAGCCAUGGCUUGUCGGGGCGUGCCCUGGCUGAUUCCCCGUUGCUUUGUAAGCACCACCACUGCCCUUUGUAAUGUUCAGAUGCUCUCGGUAGAGUACGAAAAGGCAAAACCGUUCUCUGAGAUCCCCGGCCCAAAGGGUCUGCCUUACCUGGGAACCCUGCUGAAAUAUAGAAAAGGUCCUCUUAACAAAUACAACAUUGAAAGGUACCAAGAAGCUGUAUUAGACUUGUACCACCAGUAUGGCAAAAUUGUCAAGGAGACCAUCGCCGGAACAACAGUUGUGCACCUGUUUGACCCGGACUACAUCCGCUUGGUGUUCCAACACGAGGGAAAGAUGCCGCACAUCGUUCCACUAAUGGAGACGACACAGAUGUACCGGCAGCAGAGGGGGCUUUCACUGGGGCUUGGAAACACCAAUGGUGAAGAGUGGUACAGACUUCGGAGCGCUGUACAGCAGAUGAUGAUGAGACCCAAGGCAGUCACUGUGUAUCUUCCAUUUGUUACGGAGGUUGCUGAGGAUUUUGUAAGCCAUCUUCGAUUAAUACGGGAUUGCAACGGCCACGUUCCAAACCUGAGGAACGAGAUUUCAAAAUGGAAUGUUGAAUCCGCUGCUAUGACUGUGUUUGAAGCCCGCUUGAAUUCCUUCAAAACAUCAAAGGACUCAGAGGUUCAAAAGAUGAUCAAUGCCAACACUGCCAUGUUCACGCUGUCAGCAAAAAUGAAGUUUCAGUUACCGCUGUACAAACUGUUUCCGACACCAAUAUGGAAAAGACUGGUAGACGCAGAGGAGUGUGUGUUGCAGACCAGUCUAAAGUACCUGAAUGAGGCCCUGGCAAAGAUAUCUGCGCUCACAGACGCCAAUGCAUUGAAAGAGGGACAGUAUAAUUUUCUAUCUUACCUUAUCAGCAAACCAGAACUAGAUAUGAAGGACAUCACAAUCAUCACACUCUCGUUGUUUGGGGACGGUCUCAGCACAACCUCUCCAACGCUGGCCAGUAACCUGUACUGCCUCGCUCGCUACCCUGACGCCCAGGAAAGGCUGUACAAUGAGAUAACAAAAGUUGUGCCCCCUGGAGAACAGAUAACUGCUGACAGGAUAAAUAGCAUGGCGUACUUGAAGGCAUUUGUGAAGGAAACUUUCCGAUUUUUUCCAAUCGGGCUGGACGUUGCGCGUGUGCCAACUCAGAAUCUUGUGAUUGGAGGCUACCAGAUACCAGCCGGGAGCCAUGUUGAGAUGAACAACUUCGUCAUGUUUCAAGACCCGCAGUAUUUUGAGGAGCCAGGGGAGUUCAAGGCAGAGCGCUGGUUACGAGACGGCUCCGCCCAGAAUAUCCACCCCUACAUAUUGACACCGUUUGGGCAUGGACCCAGAAUGUGUGCAGGUCGAAGGUUUGCGGAACAAGAAAUGUACGUGGUUAUCAUCAAAAUCCUUCAGAAUUUCCGUCUUGAGUGGCGACACAAAGACCUCAUGCAGAAAUACCAGAUAUUGAUGGUUCCGGAAGCUCCAGUUGAUAUCACCUUCAACAGUAGAUGAGACAUAGAUGACAUUUAGUUAUCUGUUUAAAUCUUCCAGUUGUUAAUACGAGUAUUGUUCUGUGAAAAAUUGGCUAAAUACAUCUGCUAUAAGUUUCAUCCCAGAUUAGCCUGUGCCGUCUGUACAUUCUUAUCAGGGACAGCACUUUCAGCCUAUACUGGAUUUUUGCUGAUAAGAUACUUUGUUUACAUGUAAACUACCAUAGAAGUGGAAAGAAACGUCUAUAAUAAGCCUGUGAAGACUGCAUAGGCUAAUCAUGAACAACACUUUAUGCACAUGCGCUCAGCCCAGUUUUCCCUAAACAAGGCUCAUAUAUAUUUAUGCAUCAUCUGUAGCAUCUUUCUGUUCUUGAUAUGUGUAUACAGAAUAUGUCAACCUUCAGCAAUACACAGAACUGAUCUCAAAAGACAGAAGGGUUUGUGUACUAGCCAAUAUUAUGUGAUUGAUUUUGUUGAUUUUGCAUAUCAAAAUGUGACCCAUGUGGAUAUACGGUAUUCAUAACAUACUUACACAUACAUGUAAAGUCCAAAUAAUGAGUUUAUAUUCUUGUGAUGAUCAGCUUAAAUCAAUGUGUUUAUGUGGCUCCAAAGCACGGUGACUUAAAAGGAAAAACUUGUUGGCGGUUUUGGUGUCGGCGUCCUCUUAUGUUUGUCUGAAACAGCACUCAUAAGAGUACCAAUGUUUCUCAACAUGACACAUUUAUAUGUAGAUAGAUCUCAUCCAAGAACAAGCAUGAAAAGGUGGCCGUGUUGUAGUGAAUAUGGUGUCAGCCUAGUGACCCGGAGGAAGGUGGCCGUGUUGUAGUGAAUAUGGUGUCAGCCUAGUGACCCAAGGUGGCCGUGUUGUAGUGAAUAUGGUGUCAGCCUAGUGACCCAGAGGUCAUGGGUUUGAUCUUCACAGUGGGAGCAUUCUUUAUAUCUCCCCCAUAGACACCAAGUACUGGUUUUAUUCCCAAGAAAUGGACUCAAGAGCACUUUAAAUAAGCCCUAGGCUUUUGAUGCAAUCCAGAUAAAAUAAAUAGGUUUGAAGCACAAGUAUUGUGCAUUGGUUAUGUAGUUGUAUCAGCAUUAUCAUUUAAUGGGAGAAAAUGAUAACCUAUUAUACUCGUAUAUUUGUUUCAAUUGUUACACUUGUGCUCAAAUUUACUGAGAUUUCAGUGUGCUUUGGCUGCUUACAAAUCAAUCAUCAUGUCAGUUUAUUAGACGACAAAUUUCUCUUUUAGCUCUUUUAAUAUAACAUGCAGCAAACUAAAUGGAAAUGUUCAUGGUCAGGAUUGAAAGCCCAUCAAAACUGCAAUAGAGUUAUGAAUUAUGAGUCUUUGCAUACUAUUACAUUCUAAAAUAGAAACAGAUCACUCGGGUUCUGGAAGGCAUACCACUUGAUGAACUUUUCUCCGUUAGUUAUAUAUGCUGACCCAGUAUGGAUUACACGGUCUUGCUAAAAAGUGCCAAGUAUUCAUUAAUCUAUUAUGUUUAAUAAAAUAUAUUGAAUUUUUAA